This is a messenger RNA of Amoebophrya sp. A120, 6032 nucleotides long. Lineage: Eukaryota; Dinophyceae; Syndiniales; Amoebophryaceae. The record is from the annotation of a GenBank genome assembly.
AGCAUCUUCUUAGACAUCUUCAGCCACGGUAGCUCCUCCUGCAAGUAGCGCUUAUCACCCGUGUGCACUACUACAACCGGCAGCACGGUACCACACCAAGUGUAUCAGUCCUCUCUUGUAUUCAGCACAGCGACUACGGCUCCUGUACAAAAUACAACUGUGAAGAAGAUGUUUUUAAUAAAGCUUGCCUGGGUCUUCAAAAUUUUGCACCUGGUCGUUCACUGCUCCCUUCGCGCCGCUUCAACUGUUGACCACGAUGCAAAAGAACUUUUCUCGCACCACAGCCUCCUCCGGAAAGCCUUCGUGGACCGGCUGUACGGUGGGCGAGAUCUGCUCGCGGAAAAGGAGCUUCCGCAGCAUUUGCUCGACGAAAAAACACCAAAUCUCGAAGUAUCCUGUGCAAAGGUAUCUUGCUCGUAGUAAUCGCAGUCACGCAUUAAGAAUCUCUAUCGCAAGGCAAAAAAGCACGACAAAUUCCAUUUGUCAUGCUGAGCUAAUUUGUAUUGCAAUAUACUACUAGUACGAUACUUUUGCAGUUCAUACGAAGACGCGGUGGACGACCGGUUUUCCGAUGGCACCUGGCGGACCCACCUCGAGAAGGCUGAUUAUCCCACGAAAAAAGUGUUACAGUUACACAUUUGUAGGCAAUUCAGCAACACAAAUGUCCCUGCAUGAGAGAGAAAACCUGUAAUGCAGAAAUCCUAGGGGAAACAUCUAUGAAGCGAGGCUCUUAUGCAUAUCCGGCAUGACAGAGCUUGUCUGUCUUGCUUGGCCUGCAAGACAGUGUGUAAGAACCAAUCCACGCGGCGUGCGCCGCGUGGGAAAAAAUAAAACAACUCUUCAGCGUCUGUGGCAAAUUCUGUCUGUCCUGAAAAAUUUUCGCGCUCGACUUUGUCGCCUCUAUUAGAGUGGCCGCGUUUGGCUUCUCUCGAAGUGGCCAAAUUCGAAGGAAGACAGAGGCGGCCAGGCAGCUUUUGGCUUCGUCUCUGAGGCCCAGCCUAGCAAACAAGCAACGAGGUCGCUUCUCGCUUUACAAAAGUGGCCAGCUUUGGCAGUUUUUUUUUUCAGAAGCCCGGCCAGAUCAGGAAGAAACCAGGAAAGAGCUCGCCUGCUGUUCGCUACCUCGCCCGGCCUCGCUUUUUGCUUUUACAAAAGCGGGCAGCUUUGGUAGGCGCUUGUCAAAGUGCUAGGCGCUUGAGCGACCAGAACCGCGACAGCAGUGCGCGAAGCGUCUAAACGCGAAGGAGGCCCAGUCGGGCUCUUUCCACACGGCGAAAAUCUCGCGAGCAAGCGAAACGGCGAUAGCAGUGCGCGAAGCAGCUAAUAAGCAGUGAUUUCCAUCCGGGCUUGUUCCACAGCGUGAAAAGGGCCUGACUGGCAAAUCGUCGGCGCCUUCGUGACACAUUUUUUUCAAUGGGUAGAAAACGCUAAGCAGACCUUCAGAAGAAACCUUCUGAAGAAACCUUCAGAAGAAUUGACAUUUCUUCUGAAGAAAGCUUCAGAAGCUUUUUAGCUUUCAACCUUCAGAAGACCUUCUUGAAGGUUUUUCGACCUUCAGAAGGUCAAAAAAGGUUGGCCCUUUUUUUUUGCAUUUUUCGGCAAAAAAUGACGUUUUUCAUUUUUAACCUUCAGAAGGUUUUGAAAAAUCAACCUUCAGAAGGUCAAAACCUUCAGGAAGGUUCAAAAUCAACGUGAGCCAAACCUUCAGAAGAUUUUUUUGAUGAAAAACCUUCUGAAGGUCAAAAUCAGACCUUCUGAAGGUAGUUACCUUCUGAAGGUUCACAAAAAAAAAUAAAUUUUCGCGGCGCAGGAUCUGACUUCCUUUCCACUUUGGCCGUUUUUUGAACUGCUCUUUUUAGAACCUUCAGAAGGUUCGUCGACUCUUCUGAAGAGUCUUCUGAAGAAUUUUCUUCUGAAGGUAGUUUUGAUUUUUUCCCUUAUAGUCCUUCAAUUACUGUAAGUAACACUUUUUUCGUACGAUACUGACGUCGACUUGGUCACCCGCGGCUUGAACCGGCCGGUGAAGUUUUGGCUGGAGCUGGGCUCCUUCCGCGGACAGAGUUGCAUCCGGGCGGCAAGAAUCUUGAAGAACGCAAAUAUUUACUAUCAUGCCAGACGACGAAAGCUGCAGAACGGUCAGGAGGUGGAGCAAGAAUCGAGGAAAAAUACAGCUGCCUCCUCCCCAGACGACGACUUCUUCGUUCUCUGCGUCGACAGUUUCGUGUUCGGGUCCAGCUUCGUAUCGACCUUAGUAGAGGAUUUGAAACGAACACGGAAGAGAAAGGAAAAGGAAAACAAAGUAGAAAGUAAAGGUACUAGUAUUACCGGCAGCACGGCGGUAGCGCAAAGCGGUACUAGUAGCGCGCCGAAACGCAGUACAACGUCAACGUCCGUGCUGGACCAAAUGCUCUACAAGGAUGGCAGCUCAAAGCUCCUCGACUAUCAAAUACAAAUAUGUGGUCUGGGGUCUGGAAGAUUGCAGGAGUUUGUCAUGCAUCUUCUGGAUCACGCAACUGGUCUCUAAUGCACGCAAAAGCACUACAGGUUUUGCGCAGGCCUCCUGAUGUCUAUCCCGCAUGAGAAAUUCUCUAUUUGCGUAGCAAGAAAUGGAAAGCUUAUGGUGCUUAUGCAAUACAAAUUUUUGCCUAUUCCAGCAAUCGCAUGACAGGUUCCAAUUCUUCCAGACCCAGACGUAUUUGCAAUGCAUAUCGACCAGUUCAUCGCCAAUGUCCGCCACGCCGGGCUAGAGCAGGUCAUUGCAGUCUGGCCACAAACAACGCUCUCGGCGUUGCGACUGCUAUUGACGAAAGUGCAGCCGCCGGCCAGCUUGCCACUGUAUGACGACGACAGCGAAGAGGAUAAUCAUGAGAUUAGGUACGACCAAGAACAACAACUACACGAGCACGAAGAGUUUGAGGAGAAGGAGUUUAAAGGGGGGACUAGCAGACCUAGCGAGCAGCAGGAUCGUGAAAAGAACCCAUCUACAGCUGCAGCUCUCUCCUCAGCACCCCUACAGAAAAGCAAAAGCCGGUCGUUCAGGAAUAGCGACAAGGAGCCGCUGUUGCCCAUCCAACCCGACGUGAUCUAUCUCGACGCGAGCCAUUUGAGGGAUGAAACCUUGAUGGAAGUGGAACACGCGUGGGCGGCGCUGGCCCCCGGCGGCAUUCUCUUCGGCGACGACUGGGCGCUGGAGGAGGUGGCAGUAGACGUCUUGAAGUUUGUGGACCGACUACUGCUCUGCAUGCACAAACGAGAUGAACUACCGAGGUGGACCUCAGCUGGCGACCAGACCAAUGCCAACGCGACCAUCGCCGCCCGAACCGCUUCUGGUACGUCGAGCGUAUGCGCUGCAAAUACGUCUGGGUCAAGAAACAUGAAAACUUCUGAUGCACAUUUCACACCAGACAAAAAUCUGUCAUGCGUGGACCGCAAAAGUUGCUAGGCUCAUUUCGUGUCACUCAGACGGCAUAAUUUCUCAUGCGGAUUAGCCAUGGAGAAAACUGCUCAAAUAAACCUGUGAUGCUAGGACUUGCAUGCCAGAGCUUCUGCGUCAUGCACAAGCAGCAUCACACCCUUCCAGACCCUAAAGUGUUUGCACUUGAUAAGGCGUGAGCUGUGCUAAUUUCCGCGAGUCAUCUUCCCUCGACGUCAACUGUUUGCACUGCAAAAGUAUCGUACUAGUACAAAUCGCAAUACAACAUUGGCUCAGCAUUACAAAUUAAGUAAAUUUGUAAUGUGGAUUUACCUAACCAACUAGAUUUGUAAUGCAUAACUGCGAUAUACUGCGAGUGCGAUACUUUUGCACAGCAUAAACUGGUUUCCCCACCAAUUUUACGAGCACCGGGUGGGCAUGCUGCGGCUAUCAAAUGUAAAAAUGUCUGGGUCUGGAAGAGUGCAACUUGUCAUGCUAAAUCUGAAGCAUGCAAAAAUCUGUGUUGCAUGAUUACCACAAGUCGUCCAGUUUUGACCCAAUCGGGAGGGAGUUUCUCAUGCAGGAUAGGCAUGGGAGAGAUCGCACAGAAUCUGUCAUGCUAUGUCCUGCAUUCCAGACCGCAUGGGUCUUGGAAAAGCUGCAUGACAAAUCGCGCACUCUUCCAGAGAGACCCAGACACUUUUACAUUUGAUAGCGCCCGGGGUUGUACGUUUCCAGAGAUACUUUCCAGUGGUUUUUGCGGAAACACGACCCGAGCGAAACACAGGGCAGGAGAUAUCAAAGUGAAAAAUCCGCCCUCCCCAUAUUGAAACGGAAGCUUCUGUUGCUGGAUUUGCGUACACAAAUCAGCUCUGUCUUGCAGUGAGGCCCUGCAGGCAAGGCCAACGCCUGUUGUACAGGGGUGUUUUGGUGUAGGUACUUAGCAUAGCAGAGGCCUGCCAUGUUGUAGCCGUAACAGCAUUACAAAUCGCCUGCAUAAGUCGGCGGAUUCUUUGGAUCUGCCUCCUUGCAAGAACGACAGGCUCUGUGGUCACAAAUCACCAUCACAAAUCUUUAGAAGGAGCAUACCUUUUCAGUAGGGGGAGGGUUUUUUUUUUCUCACAAUACAUGACUGCAAAACCGCUUCGAGUUGGUCUUCCACCAGGCACCUACAGUUACUGAAGCGACGUCUGAGCAAGUGGAUUUGAAGAAGGUAAAAUGGCUGGACCAUGACUCCAUGUUUGUCAGGGGGACGGAGGAAAUCGUAGCGCUUGCGGCCGCACAUCUGGAGGGAGAGGCGGAAACACAUCAGGGAUUAGCAGCUACUGCACGUACGGCCGGUGGUCCAGCGUCUGUGUGGUCACCUCGAGAACCGCAGCGGCAUCAUGCCUACCUGCAACCCUUGCGCCCGCACAUCUAUCAAAAUGAAAAAGCCCCGCUCCCCUUAGGAACUCAAAGGAAGAUUUGUGUAGCGUGAUUUGUGAUAGCAAGUCACGCUGUUAUGCUAGAAGGGAAGAGAUGCGGACUGUAGUGCUGGCUGGCGUAGGAAAGCCUUACGUCUUCAGCAUGACAGGAAGCAGCUGGAAACGGGAAACACCAUCACAAAUUACCUGUAAACGAGGAAGCAACUGCGUCUCUUGGCCUUCUAGCAAUACAAGUCGACUUGUGUAGUCAAAUACAGCAACACAAAUUGCUUUUUCGAUAUGGGGAGGGGGAAUCUUUCCUCACAAUAACAUCCUGGGCAUGUUUUUGGAAUCAGAUCUUCUCCUCGAAGACCCGAUCCUGACGCCACCGGACGGGCAGACGACUUCUCUGCCAACGAGCUUCUCGUUUCUAGACCUGCAGAUGACCACUUGUUUCCUGGGUUUCAGCGCCGUGAAAGUGAAGCAGUGGCAGUACGACUGUUGCCAGGACUGGUCGGAAGAAAACUCCGGCUGCUGGGACCUGGUGUACAACCCGAACCACUGCUGUGUGCUAUUUGCAGACGGCCCGGAUUUCUACAGCACUGCAGGGAUAAGAAGUUCUCGCACAACAACUAGACCCCAGCCCGGGCAGCAGCUACUGCGCGACACAGCGCCGGCGUCUAGAAUGAUAACCAGAGUCAGGCUAACGGCAGAUCACAUUCGGUGAGCUAUAACUUGCUGAGAAGAUGAUGCGGCUCUUAAUCAUUCCGAUCGAGAACAUAGAUUCAGUGAUAAUUCAUUUGUGGGCGGAAGAUAUGAUCUGUCUUCAGAAUGCAGCAGGUGCAGCACAAGUACUAGGCUUGUAAUACAAGAAAAACAGCGCAUAUUAUCAAAUUUCGUUGGUUGCUGGGCCCGACAUGCGGCCGGGCAGCUCUGUCAACGCCAGCUUCCUGUCAUGCAGCUGCCAUGGGAUGGUGAAGUGAUGUCGAUGGCACCUUCUAGUACCGAAAAGACUUCCGUCUUUGUGUGCAUCUUGAUAGCAGGCCGCGCAAAAAGUACGGAUGGCGAAACACUGAUGUGCGCUUUUUAAUAUUGGUGUAGGGCUUAGUGUCAGUUCACCUACGUUACCGCACCGACUAGUAGUGUGAGAGGAACAUGAUCCUGAUCCGCUGUUUUAGUAUUUCUCCUGCAGCCAUGUUGGCAUCAAUGUGAUCAGG